Messenger RNA from Gadus macrocephalus (Pacific cod), 2896 nucleotides. RefSeq names its product lysyl-tRNA synthetase 1 (gene kars1). Lineage: Eukaryota; Metazoa; Chordata; Actinopteri; Gadiformes; Gadidae. Gene Ontology annotation, cellular component: nucleus; mitochondrion; cytoplasm. Bases 16 to 1866 code for a protein of 616 amino acids. Gene Ontology annotation, molecular function: tRNA binding; lysine-tRNA ligase activity; ATP binding. The transcript is spliced from 15 exons. The record is from RefSeq and is a predicted model, not a curated record. Gene Ontology annotation, biological process: basophil activation involved in immune response; positive regulation of macrophage activation; lysyl-tRNA aminoacylation.
AAAGUAUGUUUAUUUAUGUCUGUAGCUGCGAUGUUGUUUUCACUGGUCAGAGUGGCAAGGCAGCAGUUGUGCCAAGCCUUUGGGGUCAGGGGAAAUGGGUUUAGAUUUGCACUUCCCUGCUCAGCUUCAAUCCCAUCUCUAAGUCACAGCAAUCGGUGGAGAGGUGACAAAAGUGAGCUGAAAAGACGAAUGAAGGCUGACAAGAAGGCAGCUGACAAGGAUGCAAAGGUUAAGGAGACUUUGGAGCAGAAGAAAGGAUCCGAUGGAGAUGGUGACCAGAAUGCUUAUGGGGCAGAUGAAGAGACUCUGGAUCCCAAUCAAUACUUCAAGAUCCGUACCCAGGCCAUCAAUGCCCUCAAGGGCACAGCGGAGGACCCUUAUCCUCACAAAUACCAUGUUGAUUUGUGCCUCACCGACUUCGUUGAGAAAUACAAUCAUCUGCAGCCAGGAGACCAACUCACAGAUGUCGUACUCAGUGUUACAGGCCGUGUCCAUGCCAAGAGAGAGUCUGGUGCCAAGCUGCUCUUCUACGACCUGCGGGGAGAGGGUCUCAAGUUGCAGGUUAUGGCAAACUCAAGGACCUACAAAUCGGAGGAGGCCUUUGUGGCCAUAAACAACAAGCUGCGCCGAGGGGACAUCAUUGGCGUCCGCGGUAACCCCGGGAAGACCAAAAAGGGGGAGCUGAGCAUCAUUCCCGUCGAGAUGACGCUUUUGUCUCCUUGUCUGCACAUGCUGCCCCACCUGCACUUUGGGCUUAAAGACAAGGAGACACGCUUCCGUCAGCGCUACCUGGAUCUGAUCCUCAAUGAUUAUGUGAGGCAGAAGUUUUUAACGCGUGCGAAAAUCAUUACAUACCUGCGGCGCUUCCUGGACGAGCAAGGAUUUUUGGAGAUUGAGACUCCAAUGAUGAACCUCAUUCCGGGAGGUGCGGUGGCUCGUCCAUUUGUCACAUACCACAAUGAUUUGGACAUGAACCUCUACAUGAGAAUCGCUCCUGAACUCUACCACAAGAUGCUUGUGGUUGGUGGAAUAGAUAGGGUGUAUGAGAUCGGGCGCCAGUUCAGAAACGAGGGCAUCGAUCUAACUCAUAACCCUGAGUUUACCACCUGUGAAUUCUACAUGGCGUAUGCAGACUAUAACGACCUGAUGGAAAUCACAGAGAAACUUCUCUCAGGGAUGGUGAAGCACAUCACCGGAGGGUACAAGAUCACCUAUCAUCCGGAGGGUCCUGAGGGACAGGCCUACGAGAUCGACUUCACCCCUCCCUUCAGAAGAAUCUGCAUGACCGGGGACCUGGAGAAGGAAAUGGGCGUCAAGUUCCCAUUGCCGGAAACCUACGACAGUGACGAGACUCGCAAAUUCUUUGAUGACCUGUGUGCACAGAAGGGAGUGGAAUGUCCUCCACCCAGAACCACAGCUCGUCUCCUUGACAAGUUGGUGGGAGAUUUCCUUGAGGUCACGUGUAUCAACCCUACAUUCAUCAUGGAUCAUCCACAAAUCAUGAGUCCACUGGCCAAAUGGCACAGAAGCAAGAAGGGUCUGACUGAGCGCUUUGAGCUCUUUGUGAUGAAGAAGGAGAUCUGCAACGCCUACACCGAGUUGAAUGAUCCCAUCAGACAACGGGAGCUCUUUGAGCAGCAGGCCAUGGCCAAAGCAGAGGGUGAUGACGAGGCUAUGGGUGUGGACGAGACCUUCUGUACAGCGCUAGAGUACGGUCUGCCACCCACCGCUGGCUGGGGCAUGGGAAUCGACCGUGUCACCAUGUUCCUCACGGACUCCAACAAUAUCAAGGAGGUACUCCUUUUCCCCGCCAUGAAGCCCGACGACAACAAGGCGGCGCCGCCCACUGAGGGCACCUCUGUUUAGUGCUGUUGCCUUUCACUGUCUGGAGACAUGCAGGCUUUGGAAUGGGAUUUAAUCUGUGCACUCCCAUUAUUAUAAGUGUCAACAUUAUAGCUUUGCUUCAAGUUAUUUUUGUCACGGCGUUUUCACAAAAGUUACGCAAGUUACAUUUCUGUCCGAUUCGUUUUUGUAAUGAAUUAACAGGGAUUUGUUGAUUUUAUUGUUCUUUUAAUUGUGAUCACAUACACUGUCUCCAUCUUUUUCAGAAGUAUACGGAAGCAUUUCAUCCCAUAAAACCUGUUCAUGUAUGGUUUAUUUGUGACAUUAAAGGGGACAUAUUGUACCACUAGGUAUGAGUGUGAUUAGCCUUACAAGCCGUUUUGAAAAUCACUAGUGGGCGUGUCUACCUAGAUCUGUGCUGGAUAGAUCAGUCUACCAGCCUACCCAGUGGACUGAAGUAAACGUUGCUCAUCUAUCCAGCACAGAUCUAGAUGGACACACCCACUAGUGAUUUUCGAAACGGCUUGUCCCCUUUAAGGGCUGGAAGUACAGUGUGGAACAUAGGAAUACAAAUGCAUAAGAUGUUGUCUUGAUCCUUAAAAUAAAUUAAUAAAUUACCAUUCACAAAAUUAGCAAAUGUUUCAUGUGGCACAAGGUAUAUAGUGAUAGCCUGGUCCUUCCAGACUCUCGUACUUCAUUUCACUUGUACAGAGAGUCUGGAACUAUUCAAUUGACAAACGUUAACUCGCAUGAAGGCGGGUGUCUUUUGAAGUUUAAAACUAAUGGAUCUACCCAGUGCCACUGGAUCUGCCAUAACCAAUCGCUAACGUUUGGCUGGGAAUCACGUUUCGAGCAGGCUGUAAACCAACCAAACACUGUGCGUGAAGACCCAGACCUAGUACUGAAGGGAUGUUCAAAUUGAGCAGAAGUACUUAGGCAGGCGGAGCCAGGCUAAUAUACUGAUUGGUAAGAAUGUCAAAUUUUCGUUAUGGUGCUCAUAGGAUAUUUGGUCAAGAUUAGAAUGGAACCACAUAAUAAAGAUCAUACAAAUAUA